AAAAGAGGCACAUAAAGCGCUAGUGUUCCCAUUCAAGCUCACCCCCCAGUUUGAGUAACUACCCCCACCUUAAUAAUUUUUUUUUGCUGCUCAUUUAUAUAUGUAUAACAGUGUGGUAUAAAACAGUGUAUACUUGUGUUUAUUUAAAUGAUAUUUAAAUGUGUAUGUGUGCUCCCCUAGCUAGUGCAAAUCUCGGCGGAUGCAUGUUUUCUUGAGGGAUUCUUGUAAUACACCACGAAAUAUAUAAAAAAAAAAAAAUCGACGCGGACAAUAAAACAAAGUUUUUUAAUAAAUAAAUUGUGAAUUUAUUAAUUGUGAUUAUUACAAUUAUAUUACAUUGAAAAAAAAAAAAAAAAAAUAUUUGUGAAUUGUUAAUUGGAAAAUAAUUAAUAAUAAUCAUGGAAAGUGGUAGUGAUUUGCCGACUGCGGCAAAUUAUCCUGAUGGUGAUCGUCAACAAUUUUGUGUAUCAUGGAAUUCACAUCAAUCAAAUAUGCACAAUGCAUUUCCAAAAUUAUUGAGUUCUGAGCAAUUUGUUGAUGUAACAUUGGCAUGUGAUGGUGGCUCAAUAAAAUGUCAUAAAGUUGUAUUAUCAGCAUGCAGUGAUUAUUUGGAAAGAUUAUUACUUGAAAUACCAUGUACUCAUCCAAUAAUAUUUUUACGUGAUAUGCGUAUGUGGGAAUUACAGGCGCUUGUUGAAUUUAUGUAUCGUGGUGAAGUUUAUGUAGAACAACAACAACUAGCUAAACUUAUGCAAGCAGCUGAAGCACUUCAGGUACGUGGAUUAUCAAGUCAGCAGGGACAUGGUAAUGCACCAAGUGAAAGUGAAACAGCACAAAGCUCAACAGCAACCUCAUCAACACCAUCAAGUCCAUCAAAAAGUCAAACAAUGGAUAAUAAACUUGAUGAUACAACUAACAACGAAAUGAUAACAUCAUCAUCACCACCACCAUCACCAUUACCACCAUCAUCUUCUUCAUCAUCAUCAUCUUCACAUCAACCAUCACAACAACAACAACAACAACAACCACAACAACAACAACAACAGCAACAACAACCACAAAUACCAACAACAAAUUUUCUUGAUAGUUCAACAACAAUAACACCAACGAUAAUUAAUAAUAAUCAUACAACAAUAACACCAUCAACAAAUAAUUUACCUGAAACUCCAUCAUCAGCAAAUACCUCAGAUUUUGUUAAUAUUGAACAUAUUGAACAUAAUGAAGCACUACAACAUCUUGAAAAAGCACUUAAUUCAUGUGAAGCUACAAUGACUGAGGCACCAGGUAUGGUUAAAAUGGAACCAGAUGAUACUUUUAUACCACAGGACAAGCCUUAUUCAAUAAGUAUGGUACCAACGAAUAAUUCAAGCAAUUGUAGUACUCCAAACAGUCCAUUACUCUCAAUUGAAGGAUAUCAAAGACGACAACGACGUUCAGAGGCUGAACUUAAACAAGCAUCUGAUAUGGUUGUACGUGGCACGACGUUUCAAGUUGCUUCUGAAAAAUACAACAUUCCAAUAAGCACAAUACGUUUUUACAUGGAUCGAAAGGGUAUCUUAAAAAGGCGAAAACGUGGACGUGGAUCGGCAAAUAUAGGUGCGUCGAUGAGUCAACCGAGUAGCUCGGGAAGUCCACCAUAUCAUAUGAUGAAUUAUCGUAUGAAUGAGAGUUUAAACUCUAGUUUACAGUAGUAGGUUACAUCGUCCCCUGUCGCUGACAAAAUUUCAUACAAAUGAACAACAAAAAAACAAAAAAAAAAACAACAACAAAAAGAAAACAAAAAUAUAUUUAAUAAAUAAAUCACGUAGUAGAAAAAAAAAAAAAAAAAAAACAAAACAAAAUGAUGGAAAAAAAUAGAAAUUAUACUAUUUUCGAUUGAUUAUUUAAUUUUUUUUUUUUCUAAUUACGUAGCUUCAUGAUACCAAGUUGCUAAAUUUAUUUAUUGAUUUUUAUUUUAUUUUUCUGUAUUUUUGUUUGUUUGUCAUUCGAAAAAAAAUUUGACGGUUAUCAUGAAAAAGAAAACAAAAAAAAAAAAAUAUUAUACAAAUAAGAUUUUCAUUUAAAAAUGAAGUAAAAAAAGAAAAGUAUAUUAAAAUAGUAAAACGUAAUACUAUAUAAAUAUUGUAUAAAUAAUGUUUGAACGCAUAAUCCGGUUUUAUUAAAAACGGUGCAUGAAUGUGUCUAUGUGCGUGUUAAUUGUGUGAAUUAACGAAUGAAUGAUUGUAGUUAAUUAUUAUUUUGUUUCUUUUUUUAUUUUUAUUAUAAUUUUUUUUUUUUUUUUUUUUUUGGAGGGUCCUCUUGCAUUUUCCACGUUUCAUAAAAUUAUUAUCAUUUGAUUUUGUGUUUCGUUUUAAAUGGAAAAUAAACAAAGACCCAUUUAAACUUAAAUUUUUUAUCAUUUAUAAUAUAUUUUCGAAUAUAUUUUUUUUACUUUUAUUAUUGUUUAUAACUGAUUUUUUCAUUUUUUUUUUUUUAAAUAAAAAACACACUUUUGUACUCAUGCCCUUUGAGAUUUUUUUUAUAUUAAAUAAAAAACAUGUAUAGAAAAAGACAAACACAAAAAAAAAAAUAAAAUAAAAAUACUUAGGACCUGAUGAGAUAAUAAUGAAAAUGAAAAAAAUUUUAGAUUAAGAUUGUUUUUUUUUUUCUUUUUUUUAUUUAAAUAUAAAAAUAUAUAUAUAUAUUUUGAAUCGGGUGGACCCUCCUGGUGACACGAUAAUGAAAGUCGACAUUUUUAGUCACACACUUAAUAAUAUUCAUCGCGAAUACUCUGAUGAUAAAUCAUGACUUAGAGUUAAAGGCUUUUUUUUUUAGAAAAUAAAAAUAAACAAAAAAAGUUAAACAAAAUAGUAAAUAAAAAAAUAAUGAAAGUGAGAAAAUGAUAAGUAAUGUGUAUUGAAUAAAAAAAAUAAUAAUAAAGCAACUCGUGCGGUGUUGAUGAUUUUGUCAAAUAAAAUGUUCAAAAGAGGCCAUAUUUUUUCAUGCAAUAAUCAAAUUUGUAUAGACAAAAACAAAAAAAAAAAAAUUAAUUACCAAGACUACACUCAUGAAACUUAGAUACAAAAAAACCUGAACAAAAAUAA
This is a messenger RNA of Aphidius gifuensis, 3083 nucleotides long. RefSeq names its product longitudinals lacking protein, isoforms H/M/V-like. NCBI's taxonomy places the organism in Eukaryota, Metazoa, Arthropoda, Insecta, Hymenoptera, Braconidae. The transcript is spliced from 4 exons. The record is from RefSeq and is a predicted model, not a curated record. Gene Ontology annotation, cellular component: nucleus. Gene Ontology annotation, biological process: regulation of transcription by RNA polymerase II. Gene Ontology annotation, molecular function: protein binding. Bases 399 to 1691 code for a protein of 430 amino acids.